AUGCUUGAUAAAAUCCUUUAUAACACAGUGUUAUCCCAAACACUCUCACCUUGCGGGAAGUAUUUGAUCGCCGGCAAUAUUUACAGUCAGUUGGCCGUGUAUGACCUGGAUCGAAUCCUCAAUCCUGUCGUCGAACUUCUCACAUCUGAUUAUAACAAGCCGAAACACAUUCACACUCUUGAAUCUGGGCACCAAAUAUGCAGUUUAGCGAGUACAGAAAAGUUUUUAAUAGUUGGUACAGUUAAUGAAAUAUCAGGCUGGGAUUGGAAAAGUGCAGUGAGUUCAAAACUGAGUAAGCCUUCAUGGGUCAUACGGAUACCUUCUCAUUCGUCUAUGGAACAGACUGAUGUGAAUAGUCUGUGGUUAUCUGAAGAUGAGUCGAGGUUGUAUGCUGGUUGUGGGGAUAACAAUGUCUAUGUUUUCCAUUUGGAAGAUGGCAGACUAGUGUCCACAUUCACGGGACAUAAUAACUUCAUUCAUGCUAUUGAUGGAAAGCACCAACAAUUAAUCACAGCUAGUGAGGAUGGGUGUGUAAUGCUCUGGGACACUCGUACCAGCUCCAGUCACAACAAACUGGAGCCCCACACUAACAGUAAAGUCGCCCGGCCUGAUAUUGGCAAGUGGAUGGGAUCUGUAGCCCUUGGAGAAGACUGGAUUGUCUGCGGUGGUGGUCCUCGCCUAGCUCUCUGGCACCUGCGGUCUUUGGAUGCAGUCACAGUCUUCGACAUUCCUGACCAUGGCAUCCAUGUGUCUUUCUUCCACGAUGACUGUGUCUUCGCAGGCGGAGCAGCCAAGCACUUCUACCAACUCAGUUACUCUGGAGAAAUCAAGGUGGAACUACCAGUAUCAGCCACCACAGUUUACUCUGCAGUCCUAAGAACAAAUCCCAAGGUCCUGGCCAUUGCUGGCUCCAGCCCAGAAAUAGACCUGUGCACCACCUUCAACUAUAGAGAUCAAGUCCUACAUUUUCGAUAG
This is a messenger RNA of Spodoptera littoralis (African cotton leafworm), 975 nucleotides long. NCBI's taxonomy places the organism in Eukaryota, Metazoa, Arthropoda, Insecta, Lepidoptera, Noctuidae. The record is from the annotation of a GenBank genome assembly.